Pangasianodon hypophthalmus (striped catfish) is the source of this 1165-nucleotide messenger RNA. RefSeq names its product putative gustatory receptor clone PTE03. NCBI's taxonomy places the organism in Eukaryota, Metazoa, Chordata, Actinopteri, Siluriformes, Pangasiidae. The coding region runs from base 20 to 970 and encodes 316 amino acids. Gene Ontology annotation, molecular function: G protein-coupled receptor activity; olfactory receptor activity. The transcript has a single exon. Gene Ontology annotation, cellular component: membrane. The record is from RefSeq and is a predicted model, not a curated record. Gene Ontology annotation, biological process: G protein-coupled receptor signaling pathway.
UUUUCCCCAAAGAUUCUGAAUGGAGCUACAACCUUCAAAUGACACAUUUAGUUUCACCCUCCAAAUUGCCACAUUUGAUGUCUCACCAGAAGCUAUUUAUCCUGUUUUUGUCACUGGAACUUUGAUAUAUCUUUUUGCUGUAUUUUGUAAUGUAACUAUUUUAGCAUUGAUUGUUACUCAGCAAAGUCUUCACAAACCAAUGUUUUACAUUUUGUUCAGCCUUCCUCUGGCAGAUCUAAUAGGGAUCACAUGUGCAUUUCCCAGGGUGCUCGUGGAUGUUGUAACCCAAACAAGUGUGGUCUAUUAUCCAACAUGUGUCCUACAGGCUUUUUUGCUUCACAUGUAUGGAGGUAGUGUACUUUUUAUUCUGGCAGCCAUGUCAUUUGAUCGCUACAUAGCAAUAUGCAAGCCACUCAGAUAUAAUUCGAUAAUGAAUCCAUACACAGUUAGUAGUGUCAUAACUCUGGCUUGGGGCCUUGAUUUUGUCAUGAUAGUUGUGUUGUUUGCCCUUCAGGCAAGAUUUCCAAAAUGUAAGACAUUUAUUGUUAAUGUGUAUUGUGAUAAUGUAUCUUUGCUCCAACUGUCAUGUGGUGGUGACUUUACUGUGAACAAUAUCUAUGGGUUAGGAAUAACAGGGUUUAUGCAGGGCAUUAGUUUGAUCAUUCAGUUAUUCUCCUAUGUACAAAUCCUUAAGGUCUGCCUUCAUCACACACAAACCGAUGCUAGAAUUAAGGCUGUAAACACAUGUUUAGCACAAGUAAUUUCAUUUAUUUUGUAUGAACUAGUUUCUAGUAUUGCAAUACUUUCAUAUCGGUUUCAGAAUGUACACCCGAAUACACGAAAGAUAUUCGGUAUGUUGAUUUUCACAUUCCUUCCAGUUGUUAAUCCAAUUUUAUAUGGGGCAAAAACAAGAGACAUUAGAAAAGCAUUCUUGAUAGUGUUAAAAAAACGAAAGGUUAUGUUCACUUAAUAGAGGCACAACAGACAUUACUUUAAAUUUUAACUUUUAAUAAACAAUAGCUUUAAUAGAAAACAUUCAGUUUUGCUUUACCUGAUAAAAAUAACAAUUUGCAAUGGAUUUUGACUUCUAUAAAUGUCUCAUUCAACCAAUAUUAAAAAAAGGCCCUUUUUUCUUGUGAAACUUUCAUAAACCAAUGUUUCACAU